Molecule: messenger RNA, 2695 nt
Organism: Paramecium octaurelia
Lineage: Eukaryota; Ciliophora; Oligohymenophorea; Peniculida; Parameciidae
Source: the annotation of a GenBank genome assembly
AUGAUACGAUCAAUUGCAUUCCACAUUAAAAAUGCAACUCGCAUUUACUAAGCCUCAAGAUACUUACCAAAAUAUUUGUUGUCUGAGAAUGUCAAAGAAAAGUAAAUAAGAGAAAAUGAUAUGCUUUGGAUCGCAGCCAAUGCAGAGUAAUCAUCAAUUCAAUAAACUAUAGUGAUAAAAGAUGUUCGAUUAUAGAAAUUCAAAAAUUCAUAUAAGAAGAACCAUUACUAGAAUAAUCUCCAAUUCGAUUAAUGGACCUGGGAAAUAAUUACUUCAGACACAUUAAUCCCAGAAAAAAGAAGACUAUGCUAUAACUCUUAGAUGCCUACGUUGAUAACCUCACUUAAGAAGAAACCUAACUCUUUCAAGAUGCCUUAUCCAUUUAUUUUGAUAAUACGUAUUAAGGAAAGGAUAUGGAGAAUUUGAGUUGGGAAGAGAAGGAUUUUCCAGAACCAUUAUUAUGGCAUAUCUACAGCUUAAUGAUAUUUGAUAGACUGAGCAGUCAUUAUGCUCGUUAUGAAUAUCUGGAGUAAUUUAGGAUUAUCGAAUUUUUUAAUCAACGAGAUAAAGUACCAACAUAUUAUUAUGUAUAAAUUUUUAGUCAAAAGUCAACAGAGUGAAGUAUGUGUUUACUUCUCAUCCUACACAACCAAAUUCGUUAACAUAGUUGAUUGCUAUAAGUAGAAUGCUCCAAGGGAUUGAAUAAAAUGACUACAAGUAUCUUAAGUAUGCUGCAAAAUUAUUUAUCCAAUCAAACAAAUAAAGAGUAUUUAAUGUAAAUACUCCAACAUCAUAUCUUAUAGAAAGUCUCUUACAUUGAAGAAUCAUUAAUCUAUCAUUCCUAAUAUUUACCAAAUCUAAUUAAGGCUGUAGCUCAGGCUUAUGAACUUGGUUUGUAAAACCCUGAAUAUUAUUUUGAGACUCCUGGUACUUGGUUGACAUUUGAUUUUGAUAAUCACCCUGGAAUGGUAGCAUCUCAUUAUAUAUUCAUAGGAAAUUGGUAUUAUGUCCUAUACACAUGGAUUGACAAUUGAUUUGACAUUAUAAUAGUACAAGGAGUAUAUUGCUGAAGCAAAAUUGGAGGAGAAUGAAGAUUUUAAGAAGAUAUUAGAAUUAUAUUAAUCAGCUUUAGAUUAUAGCAAAGACAUCAGAGAUUUAAGUGAAAAAUUUAGAGUCAAGAAGGAGAUUUCACUUGAAGAAUUUUAUUAAUAAAUGCCUAUUUUCAAUAUUAAAAAGAUAGAAGAUUAAAUUAAUUAAAUUCUAGAUCACAUCUUGGCUAAAAAUGAUGAUUCUAAAGAAUACUUUAUUGCUCUGAAGUUGAAGAAACUUUAUUCUAUUUUCAGAUUAACAGGAGUAUUGGGACAAAUUAGACUGGCUGGUGAAGACUUGACAGAUGUAUAAAUACUUAUCUUAUUAAGCUUAACAAAAUCAAACCAAUGAUCAAAAAUAUAUUCAAAGAACUCUCGCUUUUAAAUGCCAAUGGACAAGCAGCAGACAUGAUUAUUAUUGCCAAUUUCCAAACUUAAUCAUAGUAUGAUUUAGUUAAUGAAUUAAUUAACCAGUAUAAGGUGUAGAAUGUAGAAAUAGUACCAUUGUUGGAAACCUUCUCAUCAACAAACAAUACUGAUUCUAAAAUAACUAUGAUUGCCAGUAGUGACACACGAUAAAGAGAUGGCUUGAUCUUAACUGAACUCAGAAAUAUGAGAGAAUACAAAAGGAAUCCAGAAAAGUAUAUAUAUAUGGGAUAGGGUAUCACUCCAGAAAGAGGAGGUGGGCCAUAUACUUUGAUCCAUACUAAGUAUUAAGCAUUAACGAGAGCACAACGAAAAAGACAUAUAAGAACUAUCUAAGGUCACUAUUUCACCUCAGAGUUUGCUAGUGAAGAUGUUGCCUUCACUUUUUUGUUGAAUGGCUUAGCAAACAUUAAUUACAGUGAUGAUUUCGAACCCUCUUAUGAAUACAUGGAUUUUUUGUUUGAAUUAGGUAAAUUGAUUGUAAUAGUGUAGAUAAUAUAAUUGGGGUUCCUUAAAGAGCAAUGUAAAAAACCAAAGAGUACAAUGACUUGUAUGUGAAAAAUUAAGUUGUCAAAACUAUGGUUGAAUCUUUCAAUUUUGGAGGAAGUCGAGAGGUUGCUAAACCUUUUGAAAGCAUAAAGAAUCAGAGAGCAAUUGUUCAAGCUUAUUGCAAUAGUGACAGAUGCUCCUUCACUCACCCAGAAUUAGCUUAUUGGGAUAGAGUUCCAGAAGAGCUAAUCAAUAAAAUAGCAAAUUAUUACUAUAAUAAUCAUCCUCAUAUGAAAUACAUGCUUUACAUGUAUGCUUUAAUGGCCAGAAGAUGUGACUUAGAUUUUGCAAAGUAGGAAGUUGGAUUGGAUUCUUCUAACCCUUAUUUUUAAGCUAUGUAAAAGGGGAGAGCAGCCUUAAUCAAAAUUUUAGAUCAAUUAGGCUUAGGUGAUAAUAGUACUCCAAUGAUUGCAAUUUGGAAAUAGCAUCUGGGGUGUCAAUUAUAAUCGAUGAAUAUGGAAGUCAAUUAAAAGUUUUAAACAUUUAGAACUCUGAAUUAACUACAAUUGUACUAGGCUAAAAAAAUGGUUAAACACGGCAUUUUAGAAACUGACAUUGCUGCAAGUUAAAGAAAAUUGAGAAUUUUACAAUCUACAUUGGCAAACAUGACAUCCUUUGCUGGAAAGGGUUGA